AUGUCUCUCGCUCGCGCUUCCCUCGGCCUCCGGGUGCGCACCCUCGCCCCUUCCGCCGCUGUUGCCCGCCGCUUCAACUCUACCUCCGCCUCUACCUCGACCGCCACCGAUGAGGUCCCCCCCAACUACACCUCGCCCCGGGAUCUGCCUAUGACCUGGUCCGACUACCUUGCCAUGCGCAAGAGGCGCAGGCAGUGGUCGUCCAUCACGUCGAUCCCCACCUCGCUUGGUGGCCUGAUCGGUGGAGCCAUGUACUUCGCGAGCAAGGACGUCGAUCCCACCCAGCUCAUCUUCGGCUUUGACCCCUACAUGGUUUACGGAGGAGCCACGUUUGCGUGCAUGGCGUUCGGCUGGCUUCUUGGUCCCACUGUCGGAAACGCUCUCUUUGGCGUCACCCACCCCAAGCUCUCGAAGGGCAACCCCUCCCCUCUUGAGGUCAUGGACCGCGAGUUCUUCAACAGGAUAAAGUCGAGGCGUGUUGACCCUUCGCGCCAGAGCAUGAACAACCCCUCGCCCGACUUCUACGGAGAGAAGAUCACCUCGAUCCCGGCUUACCGCCAGUGGCUCAAGGACCAGAAGGCGUAUGCUGCCAAGGUGUCCCACGGCGUCCCCGACGAGCUCUAA
Trichosporon asahii var. asahii CBS 2479 is the source of this 624-nucleotide messenger RNA. Its product is annotated as integral to membrane protein. Gene Ontology annotation, biological process: protein import into mitochondrial matrix. The transcript has 5 exons. NCBI's taxonomy places the organism in Eukaryota, Fungi, Basidiomycota, Tremellomycetes, Trichosporonales, Trichosporonaceae. The record is from RefSeq and is a predicted model, not a curated record. Gene Ontology annotation, cellular component: PAM complex, Tim23 associated import motor. Bases 1 to 624 code for a protein of 207 amino acids.